Closterium sp. Yama58-4 is the source of this 4092-nucleotide messenger RNA. Lineage: Eukaryota; Viridiplantae; Streptophyta; Zygnematophyceae; Desmidiales; Closteriaceae. The record is from the annotation of a GenBank genome assembly.
AUGCCUCAGAAGCAUCACGAAUGGGUGUAUUCUGUCGGAUCUCCUAAUGUCCCUUCCCCCAGCAGUAGCAGUCUCAACCGCCCACCUCCCACACUGCUGUCCCUUGCUGUGGCUACUGCUGCUGCUGCUUGUGCCGCUGCUCUCCUUCUGCUGCACUCUCGGCUCUCCCGGACAGCAGCGGAACGUGCAGAGAGGCGUGCAGAGGAACAGGCAGGGAGGCGUGCAUACGAUGCAGGCCAUAGUGCAGGGAAACGGGCAGACACACAGGAAGGCACAUCAAUGGAGAGAGGGGUGAUGGUAUCAUCGGGUGCUGCGGGGGAUGGGGGGUUAGCAGGGGGCAUGGUAGAGAAAGUGACAGAGGGUUCAUCAGGCAAGGAAACUGACAGAAGGAGGGUAGACGAGAGAGCAGAGGAGGGGAAGGAUGGCCAGGAAGUUAGGACGGAUGGUGUAAGGGAGCGUGAUGGGGGUGGGGAGAGGGGUGGGGAGAGUGGUGGGGAGGGCGUUGGGGAGGAGGGUGGACGGGAGAGCGUUGAGGGGGGGGAUGAAUCUGUGUGUUUAACUGGUGAGUGGAGCGAUGGGAAAAGCACAGAGGGAAGUGCCAAGAAGAUGGAGGGGAGGGAAACGGAGGGGAGUGAACGGAGUGAGUCAGGUGGGCAAGAGUGGCUUGGACCAGCUGUGGCUGGAGGGGCGGAGAGCAGGGAGCAGGUGGGGAAACGGCAAGGGGGAGGGGAAAGGAGUGGAGGGGCGGUGGGACGAGGCGAGAGUGAGUCUCGCUUCUCUCACGCAUCACUUCUCCUUUUCCCUCCCUUCCACCAGGGCUUUAACUGGGAGUCACACGGCCAACCCCACGGCUGGUGGCGGCACCUAGCCUCCCUCGCGCCCGCCAUUGCUGCUGCUGGUUUCACGGCUGUCUGGCUGCCUCCUGCCUCUUCUUCACUCGCCCCUCAAGGCUACCUACCCAAGGACCUCUACCAUCUCGCAUCAGCAUACGGCUCAAAGGCAGACCUGCGCGCUCUCAUUGCUGCUUUCAGGGCCGCCCAGCCCCACACCGCCGCACCCGCAGCUGCUGCUGAUCCUUCUACUGCUGCUAAUUUCGCUGCAGUUGCUCCUAGUGGUUCUGCUUCUGUCGCUGCUGCUGCGUCACCCGCAGCCGCUGCCGCAGGCGCUGCUGCUGCCACUGACAUUAAUCCCGGCAGAGGGUUGGAUCAAGCAGCUGAGUGUGUGCCUGGUACCACUACUGAUGGCACUAUUACCUGCUGUGCUGACACUAAUGGUGCUGCCACGGGUAGUGCUGGGAACGCUGGGGGAGUGACUGCAGUGGGAGUGAGGGUGAUAGCGGAUUUGGUGGUUAACCACCGGGUGGGCAGCCUGCAGGGGGAGGGCGGGCUGUGGACUCGCUUCGAUGGCACGUCCAUGCCAUGGGAUGACACUGCUGUCACCUGUGAUACUGGCGGCAAGGGCAACCCCAGCAGCGGCAGUGUGUUCGAGGGGGUAUCCAACAUCGACCACUCUCAGCCGUUCGUGCGCCGAGACCUCACAGCUUGGCUGACGUGGCUCCAGGCUGACGUGGGCUUUUCAGGGUUCCGGUUUGACUAUGCCAAGGGGUACAGCGCGGCCUAUGUGCGGGGGUAUGUGCAGGGGGCACGCCUGCGCCUGUGUGUGGGCGAGUACUGGGACACCUGCAACUACAUCGGGCCGCAAUACGACCUGGACUAUGACCAGGACUCGCACCGAGGGCGCAUAGUGGAGUGGAUUGAAGGGGCGGGCAGGCUGGCAGCGGCCUUUGACUUCACCACCAAGGCGAUUCUCCAGGAGGCAGUGAAAAGGAAGGAAUGGUGGCGGCUCAAGGACAGGGAAGGCCGCCCACCAGGCGUGAUGGGCCUGCUGCCCUCGCAUGCCGUCACAUUUGUUGAUAAUCAUGACACCGGCUCCACCCAGGUGAAUGCAGCAGAUCCUCAGGUGUAUACAACAGACAUUCAGGAGAAAUCUGGUUCCAGAAAAUUCAACAUAGGCAUUGGCACUGCUUUCAUGUCCUUCGAGUCGACUCAAAAGUCUGCUGCUGGAAAGGGUUAUGCUUACAUCCUUACACAUCCUGGCAUCCCUUCAGUGUUUUAUGACCAUUUCUUCGACUGGGGUCCAGAACUGAAAAAUCAAAUCCAGCAACUGAUUCAUGCUCGGCGGAGGGCAGGCAUACAUAGCUGUUCUUCUAUCAAGAUACUGGCAGCAGAUGACAGCAGAUAUGCCGCCAUCAUUGGAGAAAAUCUGUGUGUGAAGAUUGGGGAUGGAGAGUGGAGCCCUGAUUCCAAUGAAAUAGAAGGGGUUUUGAAGUCCAGUGAUUUUGACCAGGGUGUCUCUGCCCCGCCAUCGCUCAUGGCUCUCGAAAUUCGUAUCAUCCGCGUUAGUGUCCGUUGCACGUCGGUCAGGCGUCGUUAUAUCGGGAUGGCGUGUUCUGUUUUCCUGCUGGCGCUCCUGACAUCGGGAACUCCGCCGAUCAGCGCAUUCGAGCAUGCUACUGGCGACAGCUACACGUUCAGCCAUUUCCACACGGAACGAGGAGCCUCCAACAGCUAUACUCCACUUGAGCUUCAUCUGGGGGUCAACAGCGUGGAUGUGUCAGACCCAGUAGCAGCAGGCGACGGUGCUGCCUCUGUGUGCAUCGCUCGCACGCGCCUCCCCGCCCGGCCGCGCUUGAGGGGCGUGUCUCGGGGCUUUCACGUGCUGAGAGUCACGGCCACUAUCCCUGCUGCGGGAAUGCCGCGCAGUGCCUUUGCCAGCGGUCCCAAGUUUGAAUUCUGCGUGCAUUGGAAUGCCUCGCAACCCCGAGGGGAGUGCCCAAGGGGGGCGUGGCGAGCAAUGGACCGGAAAUGGCGGUGGGUGGUUCUCCGGUCACCUUUUGAGGGCGCGUUCAUUGAUGUGAAACGAGAGGGCGGGGUCACUGGGGGUCAUGACGUCAGCAUCAAAGUGGACGAAGACCUGGAACCCCAUCGGGCGGUGUUUUUUGUCCUGGGGUUCCUGCUCAUGCUGCUGGCGGGUCAUCUGAGCUCCAUGGUGGCAUUCUACUAUGGAGGGGGCAUGACGCUGGGCGUGCUGCUCGUGGUCAUCGUCAUUCUCUAUCAGCUCUAUGGUGGCUUUCUAUCACGGAGGGGGCAUGACGCUGGGCGUGCUGCUUGUGGUGAUCGUCAUUCUCUACCAGGCGUGAUCAUAACGUACGUCACAGGGGCCGUCAAGACUGUCAUGGAGCCUCACCUGACGCAUGACCCUGCUCUUCUCCCCUCCACUGUCCCUGCGCUUCUUCCCCCCACCCGUUUCAACCAGAUGGGGUUCAUAGGGGUGAUCAUAACGUAUGUCACAGGGGCCGUCAAGACUGUCAUGGAGCCUCUGGGCCUUGGUGAUGAUGUCAUCUCUCCGGUGGUGGUGUUUGUGCUUGUACUGGUGGUGCUAAUAGGAGCAGCGCUGGGCUUCUGGGUGGUGCGGAAAUUCAUCCUCUCGCCUACAGGGGAGCUCGACCCCCCUACAGUGUCCUUCGUUGAAUGGGGGCUCAGAAUAAUCGCAGCUACACUGCUUAUCAUGAGUUCAGCCGAUGCCAUCAUAGCAACCGAGCAAGCAGCAGAGCAGGAAGGGGAGAUGGGGGGAAUGGGGGGAGUGGGGGGUGCCUUUUCUCCCCCCCAGCAAUACGGCACUCCCCCCCAGGGGCCGAUGGGAGGUGUGGGGGGAGAGCAGGGGUAUGUGACUCCUUCAAGGGGGGUUAAAGGGUCGCCUUAUGCGCGCAUGGGAACGCCCUUCCAGGGACCACCAGGCACACCAUGCACUCCUCUGCCCUCCUCCCCUCUCGCCCGCGCGGUGUGCCCCUCCUCCUUCCACCGCACACCCCACCGUCGCCACCUCACCCCGGCACAGGCAGCAGCCAUCUCGCACGAGUGCACCCAGGCGGCCCUGCAGGAGCUUGCCUAUUCCCCCGGGUUCGGGCAGUGGGUGUUGCAUAACUUUGACCGGAUAGCGAUUACCCCGAGGAUUCUGAGGGAGGAGCGGAGCGAGGGGGAGAUUGCUGCUACAGCUGAGAUGGAGGAAGGGUUUGAGGAAGAGGAGGGGUGA